UGACGCAGCGCAGAACUCACCAAAUUCCGAGCAUUUCCCGAGGGCCAGCGCGCAAGCAAACCACGUAAGGCAGGCAUCCAUCUCCCCAUCCUCCACCUGUCCGCCUAUCCACCCGCCCGCCCGCCGCAUCCCCCUCGCCGCUCCCAAUGGCGCCCGCCACCGCGUCCGUGGCGCCGCCCUCCACCUCCACCGCCUCCUCGGUGCUCCUGCUCCGCCGCUUCCCGUCCCCGUCCCUCGCCUCCGGCCGCCGGCCCGGCCAGCAGCCCCGCCGCGCGCGCCUGCUCCUCCAGGUCGCGCUCACCAGCGAGGUGUCCUCGGACGACGUGGCGGCCGAGGAGGCCGCGGCGGCGCCCAAGAUCGGCAGGCGGGUGCGCGUCACGGCGCCGCUUCGCGUCCACCACAUCGUCAAGGCGCCCGACCUGGACAUCCAGGGCAUGGAGGGCGUCGUCAAGCAGUACGUGUGCGUCUGGAAGGGCAAGCGCAUCACGGCCAACCUCCCCUUCAAGGUCGAGUUCCAGAUCGCCGUCGAGGGGCAGCCCAAGCCCGUCCGCUUCUUCGCCCACCUCCGCGAGGACGAGUUCGAGUUCGUCGACGAGGAGUGACGGCCUCGAGGUGCGGUUCUCGCGCCUGUGGACGAGUAAGCGGUAGCGCCGUUCUUAUAGAAUAAUAAUCAUGGCCGUGGCGGUGGCUGGUGUAUAUUGUUCGCGGCGUGCGGUGGCAGGGAUGCAAGAGGGUAGGAACUUGGAAGGCAUGGCAAGUUGUUUGCUUGCUUGCUGCGGUGCUGUUUCUUCCUCCUUCGGUUCGACGUCUAUCUUUCAGAUGUGGGGAAUUAUUCGGAUGUUGAUGAUGAUCGAUAGUUAUAAUAGUGACAAUUUUUGUUGCUGCUUGUUGGCUAUACUUUGUGCUUAGUUAUUUUGUUGGCUGUUCCAAGAAAUUUGUUUGUCUGAUUGGUACAAUAUGCAAUUAUGCAUUGCAACUGGGAAUUGCAUCCUUGGACAGGUCA
This is a messenger RNA of Panicum hallii, 1003 nucleotides long. RefSeq names its product ferredoxin-thioredoxin reductase, variable chain. The record is from RefSeq and is a predicted model, not a curated record. The transcript has a single exon. Bases 147 to 602 code for a protein of 151 amino acids. NCBI's taxonomy places the organism in Eukaryota, Viridiplantae, Streptophyta, Magnoliopsida, Poales, Poaceae. Gene Ontology annotation, biological process: photosynthesis.